GGACAAAUUAUUAUCAAAAUAUAUAUUGCCCUGCCUCCCGUUACUAAUUGUUGACAUAUGCACUUAUGUCUGUUAAGAACAUCUACUGUACUAUGUACCGAAAGAGGGAGAGAAUUCCAGGCCUUCGCAAUAUCUCCCGGCGUCGGGAAACUAUUUUCCGAAAAUGCAGCGAGCUCAGCCGAUUCGGUGUUGAUGUGUGGGUAGUAAUCUGCACUGGAGCUCGGAGCAAUGUUUUUCGAUCUUCGGAAUCUGAAUUAUUCGGCUCUUUAGACCGCCAAAUAAUGCGUGCAUCUUAUCGCCCGACCUGGAAAGGACUGCGCGAUUAUGAUAGAAGACUACGUGAACGCCGUCCCCUAAAGUUGGUUGAGCGGCUCGAGGCGGCAAGUAAUGAUGUUUCUGCGAUCGCUGGUUACCACAAAUAGACCUCCCACAGAGCCAUUAUACUCCAUUGGUUUAAAGAUACAGGCAGAGCUUUCCUGGCCUGGGUUUCUUCGAGCCUGACAGGGAGAACAUAUGCAAAAGGAUUUAAUUGAUACUGUAGCAAUCUGCUAUGGAAUUUUACUGGUGUACUCUUACUUUUUAACAAGGUAUAGUAUCCACACAAGCCUAAUGAUCAGACAAAUAGUGCUUGAAUACUUUUGAAAGCUCAGGGAAGAACGGCUGUGUAUCCUAAUGUAGCUAUCUGCCGCGCAUACGAAAGAAUACACAUAUUUGUUGAACAGUGCUUGGAGUGGAAAUAAUUAACAGUGAUGACGCAGCCCGAGAGUCUUCCUUAAUUAUAAUAGACAUGUAGGGUCGAGUCCUUAUAUUUAUGUUCAUGUAUAGCAUUCUUACUACAGAGAUGUGCAAAACCAGCUUCACUGAUUUGCACUCUUUCAUUAACUGAGGGCCCCAUUGCCAAGACACUAGCCGGGAAAUUGAGUGCGGGUUAUUGGGCUCUGCAUGCAACAUGUGAGCAUCAACGUUUGGCG
Molecule: messenger RNA, 971 nt
Organism: Aspergillus pseudotamarii
Lineage: Eukaryota; Fungi; Ascomycota; Eurotiomycetes; Eurotiales; Aspergillaceae
Exons: 2
Coding region: 66-422 (118 amino acids)
Source: RefSeq, a predicted model, not a curated record